AUAACGACCAACAGUCUGGUGCUGCUGAUUCUGACAGGACAAAUGUGGAGCACUUCUUCGGCUCCCGUCGACACCUUCAGCACAGAACAAGGAGGUCAACCUACAUUUGAUGAAUGAGAAAGGAUACCCUUCCCAAACACAACAAACAUCAAUGAAUCAACUGGCAAUCGUGCAACGGAAGAAUACGGACCGCGAGACUUCAGCUUAGUGAGAUCCUGCAGAGUCCUACCGUGCCAUGGCGCAGCCAAAUGUACGUCUUCAGCACGUGUGUCGGAUCGCACACAUCAAGCCAGAACCAUCGCGUGCUUCUCGCGGGUUCAAGUUUCAGCGGAGCGCAUGCGCACAUCUGUGUAAUCACACAUGGUGUAUGCAAGCCCUUGCAGAUUUUAGCAUGCGUGUGUGAAUGCAUGUGCACAUCUAUGUCCCCCGCUGCUGCUCUCCACCGCCACCCCCGAGUCCGCCAGCGGCGAAGACAAGAAGAGGGAGAGGACCACGCGCGGGGGCGGACAGGCGGAGGGUGCAGAGGGAAGGACGACGACGAGGAAGAGGGCGAGCAAGCGAAGGGGCCACCUCGGCAAUCUGUUCCUAUGCAGAUCGGCACGUCACGCCGAGGCGGUCCAUUGGGUAUGUCGACAAGGCACUGCUCAAGCUGAGGCCACUACUUACCAUACGACGAGGUACGAUAGCAAACUGCCACGCGUCGCGCCAUAACCUGUUGCAUAUAAAACACAGAGCGCAGUUCCUCAGAACAUAUGUAAGAAAGCCUCAGUGCAAGCACGUCUUGGGGAAUGUACAUGUGAGACGGUUGGCAAGUGAGAACAGCUGGUCGUGAGACGACAGACUCGUCUGGCCCCGACGCGAAAUCAUAGAGGAUGCAUCCACGGGUGGCAAGAAUGGCGCCCAGAGACGUCCAUCCCAGACUGCUCCGAUCGCUGCCAGUGCUGGCGGCUGUGGCUUGGCGCCAGGCCUCGACUCAGCCGAACAGGCCUCCCUUGGCGCCCUGGCUCGCAUGGUCGCCCUUUAGGACGAGGCUCGCCAAAUAGCUGGGCUCCUGGCCGAAGAAGAACUUGUCGCUGGGGCCGAUGAGCUGCGCGCUCUUGUCCAUCCGGGCCAGGUCGACGGCCACCGGGUUCUUGGACAGCAUGUUCGCCGCGUCCCGGUUGCCCUCGGCCACGAGGCGCGCGGCGUCCGCCGAGGCCCUCGCGCGAAUGACCUCCGCCUGCGCGACGCCGUCGGCCUCGAUCCUCGCCUUGUCCGCGGCCGCGGUCGCGUCGAGCCUCAUCGCCUUGGCGUUGCCCCUGGCGGCGGUCUCCGCCUGCAACGCCUGGGCACUCGCCACCGCUCCGCAGGCCAACGCCUUCGUGAGCGCAUUGUCGAUGGGGACUGCCGAGAGGAUGUUGAUGGACUGUAUCUCCACUCCGUAAGUCAUAGCUGUCAAAUUCGCAUGCUCCACCGCGUCGUGCAUCCGAUCCACGUCGUACAGCGGGUUGUCCAUGGUCUUGCGCGGCUUCUCCUCCGCCUCUGGUUCGUCUCCAGCAGGUGGCUGCAUCUUCUUACCUUGCACGCUCGCGGCCAUAUGGAAACUGUCGGAGUAGUUUACACCGCCAAUGAAACUUGCCAGAGACGCAAUGGCCUGCUUUAGCACGUCCUGGCGCAAUUUCUUGAUAUCAGAAGAUACUGCCGUGGUUCCCACUGCCAUCGUCUCGGCGCCCAUUGUAGCAGCCAAUGUCGGGUUCUUGAUGCACCAAGUGACUGUGGACGUCACCUGCAUGGUGAUAUUAUCAGCACUGGUCGCUUUGAUCUGCUCGAGAUCAUCUGUCUGCAUCUUCAGUGUCAAGAACUUUUCAAAGCGCCAAUUCUUAUGGUUCAGCAAAUGUGUGGCGCCACCUGGAAGAACGUGUUGCUUACCAUUGUUCUGUGUCACUGCUGCGUAGCCCUCGUCCACGGUAAUAAGAGUAUAUGGUCCAAGCUGGACCAUGUGUUGGUCCAAAGAGACAGCCUUGUCGUAGGACAGCGUCUCAGACGUCCAGACAUGUAUCCCUGGCGGCAAGAGAACGGGCUGGCCAUUGUCAAACGCUAAUCCCAAGAAGCCCUGCUCCACCGUCAAAAUGCAUCGAUUUCCGUGCACCAGCGCAGCGUUUAUAGGAAGCUUCUCGGUACCACGGUGCGACAUGAAGCAACCGCUGAUAUUGUGCAUGCCAGGCUGCGCAAAAAGAUAUUCCUGCUUCUGGUUCAUCAGAAGACCCACGUGCCCGGCUGGCACAAAGAAUUCAGUAUGACUCGAGCUGUAAAGGAAACACCCCAGAAUUGGGCACACGUAAUACCCGUAUACGCACUUCUGCAGGAUGUCGUUCGAUUUGGAGGAAUUCGCUGACAGGUCCACUCCAUCAAAUAUAUCCUCGAAGCACUGCUUCCGAUACUUCGUCGUGAGGAGGCCUGCCUGCUUGAGCGUCAUGCACCGAGGAGCAAUCGGCGGCACGACCAUAACGCGUCGGAGCUCCGACAGUGUAUGGCUGUGCCCCCUUCGCCCCUUCGGAUGUAGGACGGCGUGUCGUCCAGGUGGGCGAGCCCUGCGCCCCCGCCCGCGGCCAUCCCCAGCAUCAUCGGCGCCGCCUCGGGCUCCCCCGGCAGCGUCGCCUCGGGCACGCCCUCCAUCCUCGCCAUGGGCGGCAGUCCGCGGGGGCCUCGGACGGUUUCUGCUUAUGGCGUCGCUUCUUCUCCGAAGUAAAUGCCCACCGUCCGCUCGGACGAGCGCUCGUGUCAAAACAGCU
Molecule: messenger RNA, 2771 nt
Organism: Prorocentrum cordatum
Lineage: Eukaryota; Dinophyceae; Prorocentrales; Prorocentraceae
Source: the annotation of a GenBank genome assembly